Messenger RNA from Closterium sp. Yama58-4, 2829 nucleotides. The record is from the annotation of a GenBank genome assembly. NCBI's taxonomy places the organism in Eukaryota, Viridiplantae, Streptophyta, Zygnematophyceae, Desmidiales, Closteriaceae.
AUGGAUCUCCGUGACGGAUCUCUAGGUCAUCGCGAUGGGCCUCUCCUCGGAAAUUCUCAACCGUCGGAUCGAACUGGCGCUGGUGGGGCGUAUCCGCACAAUUCAUUCCCCCGAUGGGGAUCCCAACCGCAGAUCCACGAUUCCGGCUACCGUAGGAUUCAGGAAUCCGGCGGGGAGCGCGGAGGAGCGGGGAAUGGAGGGGGAGGAGCGGGUGCUGGUACGAGGCGAGGGGGAUUUACCCGGCAUAAUUCGUGGGGAGGGAUGUUUCGGUUGAAGCACUCUCAGUCGCAUACGAACCUCAUGGCGGCGCCGCUCCCCAAGUGCCUCACGUUCUGGCACCUCAUCCCGCUAGGAGUGGGGUCAACCAUAGGCGCGGGAGUGUACGUGCUGAUAGGCACAGUGGCGCGGGAAAAGGCUGGACCUGCACUGCCCCUGUCCUUCCUCAUAGCAGCCGUGGCUGCGGGUUUGGCUGCUCUGUGCUACGCUGAGCUCGCCAGUCGGUGCCCUUCUGCUGGCAGUGCCUACCACUACGCUUACACGACAGUCGGAGAAGUGGUGGCGUGGUUGAUUGGCUGGGCUCUUAUUCUCGAGUAUACCGUGGGUGGGGCAGCUGUGGCUCGAGGCAUUGCACCGAAUCUGGCAACGGCGUUAGGAGGGCCAGACAACCUGCCGUUCAUCCUGGCCCGCCUGCCCGUUCCGGGCACAAGUGUGGUCCUGGAUCCGUGUGCUGCCAUCACGGUGGCUCUUGUCACAGCGCUGCUAUCUGCCGGAAUCAAGGAGGUGAGGCAGGCAUGCAUAACAGUGGCUCUCGUCACUGCGCUGCUAUCUGCCUGCAUUAAAGAGGUGAGGCAGCAGCCCGUGGGUGUGUGGCCUGCCUGCCUGCCCCAGCCUUCCAGGCACCACUGUGGUGUUGGAUCCGUGCGCUGCAUUGCAUUCACGGUGGCUGUGGUCACUGCGCUGCUGUCAGCCGGCAUUAAAGAGCUGGCGUCUCAUAGUCUGCACCGUUAUCGCUCUUGUCUCAUUCACCCUGUUUUCAUUUUUUUCUCUUUUCUUAAAUAUCCCUCUUUUCUGUUCGACAUCCCUCUCUUCCGUUGCUUUUUUUUGCAGAGCGCCAAUUUCCAGAUGGGGAUGACAGUAGCGAAUGUGAUUAUACUGCUGUUUGUCGCGGUGGCGGGGGCAUGGAUAGGAUUUACCCACGGAUGGCCAGGGUACAAGGAGUCUCCAAGGUGGGUGAUUACAAUGCAAUAUUCUAGUGGGGUUUGUGUACCGUUCGGUUUGCCUGGAAUGCUAGCUGGGAUUACCUUCUUUGCUUUCAUUUGCCCUCCUUCCCCUGCUUCUCCCCCGUCUCGCCCUUUCUAUGCCAGCUACCUACCAUUCGGUGUGUCGGGAUUGCUGGGAGGAGCUGCUAUGGCCUUUUUCUCGUACAUUGGAUUCGACACCGUUGCCAGCACAGCAGAAGAGGUGAAGCACCCUCAGCGUGACCUGCCUCUGGGAAUAGGCCUGUCGCUCACAUGCUGUGGCGCUCUGUACAUGGUGAUAGCGGCGGUGCUGGUGGGGUUGACUCUGUUUGACCGCAUUGACCCAGAUACGCCCAUGGCUCAGGCCUUUGACACCUACCAUUUGGAUUGGGCCAAGUACCUUGUAACAGCGGGAGCGCUAGCGGCUCUCUCCACUACUCUGCUCGGAUCCCUGCUGCCCCAGCCGCGCAUACUCAUGGUCAUGGCACGGGACGGCCUCCUCCCAGCCUGGUUCGGCCGCAUCGACAAGGCCACGGGAGCAUGUGUGUUCCAGCACAUGGGAUCGCCGGACAGCCUGGGCACAUCUCCAGCCAUUGAAAUCCGAUCUAACGGCCAGCUGCAGUCCGUGUUUUCCCUCACUCCCAACUCGUUUCAAGCACCGCUGCUGGCUCGAUUGCUUGAAGAGAGGGCGGGAGAGGGGGAGGGGGAUGCGGAGGGAGGGGGUGAGGAGGAGAGGGAGGAAGAAAGACGGAAUGAGGAGGAGGAGGAGAGGGAGGAGGAGGGAGGGGAUGAGGAAGGGGAGGAUGACGCAGCGGAAGAGCGAGAAGAGGAGGAAUCGGGAUCUCAGGAACAAAAGCAGCAGCACCGUACAGCAAACCUUUCCACCGCAUGCAACACCACAGUAUCGAGAGGACUGGGUGAAGCUACCGUUGACAUUGCCACUGAGAGCAACACUGCACAAGCCAGGAAUCACGGCUCUGCUCAUCCUGCUACUAUCACACCUUGUACAGUCACUGCUGUAGCCACACCUGCUGCGACAGGUCCUGCUACAGCCACUGCUACAGAUGCUACAGCCGCUAUUGCACCCACUUCCCACAGACGACUUGCCUCACGAGUCAUUGUCGCUGUCUCGCUGGGCGCCCCUCUGCUUGGCGCUGCUGCUGCUGUGGCUCCUGCUUCUGCCGACCUCUCCAUUACAACAAAUUGGUUACCUCUCCUACUAUUCUCUCUGGGCGGCCCACUGUUCCUCGGAGGGGCAGCAACGCUUGGAUGUAUCAACGAGGACGAAGGACGGCACCAGUUCGGAUCAGCAGGAGGGUUUCACUGCCCCUGGGUGCCGUGGCUUCCCCUCGCCAGCAUCAUGGUCAACGUGUACCUCAUGGCCAACUUAGGUGCCACCACGUGGCUCUACUCCUCCUCGUGGCUCGCUAUAGGAGCACUCGUUUACCUCGCCUACGGCCUGCACCACAGUGCCCUGGGUCAAGCCCACGCGCCGGGCCCACGCAUUCUGGAUGCCUCGAAGCGCACUGCCAGCUGGUGGAACCUGGGCACGCCGUUUGAGGAGUGGGUGGUGCAGCAGACGCACAGAUAG